This is a messenger RNA of Neoarius graeffei (lesser salmon catfish), 4257 nucleotides long. RefSeq names its product leucine-rich repeats and immunoglobulin-like domains 3 (gene lrig3). Gene Ontology annotation, molecular function: protein binding. The coding region runs from base 242 to 3532 and encodes 1096 amino acids. The transcript has 19 exons. Lineage: Eukaryota; Metazoa; Chordata; Actinopteri; Siluriformes; Ariidae. The record is from RefSeq and is a predicted model, not a curated record.
AACUACAGUGAAGGGGGAAAAAAUCAGGAGCAGAAGUUUUUCACCCGAGGAUGUCCGGAGUGGAGCCGCUCGGUUAGUGUGUGUGUGUGUGUGUUCGGGUUUAUCUGGAGGAACAUUACACAAGUUUGGUGGAACUUUAGAGGAAGAACAAGGUGUUUGUUUUGAAUUCGGAACUUUUGUCGAGGAGCGAAAGAAAGACAGACAGAAGUAAAGUGAGUGUUUUGGAGGCAGUUGUGGGAAAAUGUCGGCUUCGGCGCAGCCGCUCGGCGCUGUGAAAUCCGCGGCCCUUCUGCUUGUUUUCACCGCAGCUGAGCUCCUCCACGGGAACAUGGAGAGUUCAGAGCCGUGUCCGAGUCCGUGCUCCUGCAGCGGCGCUUUACUGGACUGUAGCCGAAUCACAAAGAGGUCCAGACUUCAGAGACUCCCCUCCUGGAUCACCCGAGUGGACCUGAGCCAUAACAAAUUACGGACAUUUCCUGAAGCCCUCUUUUUCCAACUGCACCACCUAACUGAAAUAAAGCUGGAUAACAACGAAUUGGAGAUGAUGCCCGAUUUCGGCCCUUAUUCGAGCAAUAUCAGCACCCUUAUUCUAGCGAAUAACAAGAUCUCAAGCAUAUCACCAGAGCAGCUCAGACUGUUGUCUGCCCUGGAGACCCUGGACCUCAGCAAUAACAACUUGGUGGACGUGAAGGGAUUCCCUUUUCUCCCUCUGAAAAACCUGUACAUGAACAACAACCGCAUCUCUGUGUUGGAGCCGGAAUGCUUUAAAAAUCUGUCCGACACCCUGCUGGUGUUGAGACUGAACCGGAACCGUCUGAACUCCAUCCCUGCCAAGACCUUCCAGCUUGACAACCUCCAACACCUGGAUCUGAGCAGGAAUCGGCUGCGACGAAUCAAAAGCUUGACCUUCAACGGCCUUCAGACACUUCGGUCUUUAAACAUGCAGAGGAACGGAAUCGUACGGCUGCUGGACGGAGCGUUUUGGGGCCUCAGCAAAGUGGAAAUCUUGCAGAUGGAGUACAAUAAUCUGACCGACGUGAGUAAGGGUUGGCUGUACGGUUUGUCGUCCCUGCAGCAGCUCCAUCUGGCUCACAACGCCAUCAAUCGCAUCAAAGCUGACCCCUGGGAGCCGUGUCAGAAACUCGCUGAGCUUGACCUCAGCUCUAAUCAGCUGGUGCGCCUGGAGGAGGGCAGCUUCAUACGCCUGAGUGAGCUCAAGCAACUCUCAAUUGGUUACAACCAGGUCAGCUUCAUCGCUGACGGAGCCUUCAGAGACCUCACCCGUCUGUACACGCUUGAUCUGAAAUAUAAUGAGAUUUCCUGGACUAUUGAGGACAUGAAUGGACCCUUUUCUGCACUGAACAGUCUUCGAAAUUUAUUUCUUCAAGGGAAUCAGAUUCGAUCAGUCACGAAGAAGUCUUUUACAGGACUGGACUUGCUGGAGCGCCUUGAUCUCAGCAACAAUGCCAUCAUGUCAAUUCAAGGAAAUUCCUUCUCCCAGAUGAAAAAACUCGAAGAGCUGCACUUGAACACGUCAAGUCUGCUCUGUGAUUGUCAGCUGAAGUGGUUCCCGCUGUGGGUGGCAGAGAACGCCUUUCUCUCCUUGGGCAACGCCAGCUGUGCCCAUCCACAGCCACUGAAGGCCAAGAGUGUCUUUGCAGUCAGCCAGGAUGACUUUGUGUGUGCUGAUUUCCCCAAACCUCAAAUCACGGUGCAGCCUGAGACGCAGUCAGCCAUCAAAGGCACCAACGUGACCUUCGUAUGCUCGGCAGCCAGCUCCAGUGACUCGCCCAUGACCUUCGCCUGGAAGAAGGACAACGAGGUGCUAAACAAUGCGGAGAUUCACAACCAGGCUCAUCUCCGAGCACAAGCGGGUGAUGGGAGCCAGGUUACGGAGUACACGACCACACUGCAGCUGCGCCAUGUGGAAUCUUCCAGUGAGGGCAAAUACCAGUGCGUCAUCUCCAACCACUUCGGCUCCACCUAUUCCACCAAGGCCAAGCUUACGGUCCACAUGCUGCCAUCGUUUACCAAAAUCCCUAUGGAUCUGACGGUCCGUGUGGGAGCCACAGCCCGGCUAGAGUGUGCUGCAACCGGCCAUCCAACUCCUCAGAUAGCCUGGCAGAAAGACGGUGGCACUGACUUCCCAGCUGCAAGAGAACGACGGAUGCACGUUAUGCCCAGCGAUGCUGUGUUCUUCAUAGUGAAAGUGAAAACAGAAGAUAUCGGCGUGUACAGCUGCACUGCCCAGAACACAGCCGGAGUUAUAUCUGCUAAUGCCACAUUAACUGUACUAGAAAUGCCCUCUUUCCUGCGGCCACUGACAGACCGCACUGUAGCUCGAGGUGAGACCGCCGUGCUGCAGUGCAUCGCAGGUGGAAGUCCUGCACCUCGAUUAAAUUGGACCAAGGAUGACGGGCCACUCUCCUUGACCGAGCGCCACUUUUUUGCUGCUGGAAACCAGCUCCUGAUCAUCGUGGAUGCCGCAGAAGCUGAUGCCGGCACUUACACCUGUGAGAUGUCUAACCCGCUGGGCACAGAGAGGGGAAAUGUGCGCCUGGCUGUCUUGCCAAACCCUAAUUGUGAGUCAAAUCAAGCAGGCACGGGGGCACUGGGCUCAGCCGGCAGCGGAUCAGAGGAGGAUGGCUGGACCACAGUGGGCAUAGUCAUAAUCGCUGUAGUGUGCUGUGUGGUGGGCACGUCACUGGUCUGGGUGGUGAUCAUCUACCACACACGGAGACGCAACGAGGACUGCAGCGUCACCAACACUGAUGAGACCAACCUGCCAUCGGACAUUCCUAGCUACCUGUCCUCUCAGGGAACCCUGGCAGAGCGCCAGGACGGCUACGUGCCCUCUGAAAGCGGGAGCAAUUACCAGUACGUGAGCUCUUCCAUGGGAGGAUUCUACCUGCAGCCAAAGGACAUGAAAGGUGUUUGUCAGCUCGACACAGGAAGUGAAACGGACAUGGAGGCGGCCAUUGACCCUCUACUUUGCCAUUUCCAAGGACCAAUCGGCACACUGCUGAGGAGAGGCAACCUGUAUGGCCCAGAGCCCACAGACACGUAUACAGGUGAGACAUGCUGUACUACGGAUCAGAGGCUUAUGUGCAGAGAUUCGUACAGCCCAUCGCUCCCCAGCUUAAAGAAGAGAGAGUAUUACACAUACACUCCCUCGCUGUCCUCAGACCCCUUUGACCAUGUGAGCCCCGGGGUGCUGGUACAGCGAGAGGGCGGAGAAUGUGUCCAGUCACAACUGCCUUCCGCUUCCUACAUGGGUACCUUUGGUAAAGCACCAUGGAGGUCUCAGCAGGAGCUGUACCCCAGCCUCUGCAAUUCAGUCUCUCACAAAGGAGUGACACUUCAUGAAAACCUCUACACACCCCUCGAUUAUGACUCCGGGCAUGACGAGGACCUCUCGGCUCAUUCGCAUUCCCAGAAUCUGAAGGUGGACCCAGAGAGCAGCGUGUACGAUCUGCCGUUCGACAGCAGCAGGACAGGGGAGAGUUGCCUGAGCUCUCAAGCCAGUUCAUAGCACCGCAGGCAGAGAAACAAAAAGAGACUGUACACUCCGUUUAUUUAAAGAGGAGGACCAAAAAAAAAAAAUUCUACCUCAGCUUGGACACUUCUUGUGCGUGCUGGUUUUGAAUGUAAAAGGGAAAAAAUGAGGAAUCCUUCCAAAAGAUUGAAACUUUUUUUUUUUAAGUAUAUCCAUUGUUACUUUUGUACAAAAACAGAUAUCAAAAGUAUAUAUAAAAAUAUAUACAUUUUAUAAAAGUUAAUUUUAUUUUGUAAAUUAAGUGUAAAUAGGAUCCAUUAUUUUUCAUACUUUUUUUUUUUGUUUGUUUUUUUAAAUUGGAAUGUUGUCAUAAACAGUUGAGAGUCAAAAAAAAAUCAAAACAAACCUAAGGGAAUAGUAAUGGCUGGUCCACCUCUUACACAAAGACUCCUUUGUGUUUCUGUGCAAUGUUUGCGAAUGACAGCACAACGUCUAUAUUUGGUCUUUUUUUUUCUUUUUUUUUUUAGUAAUAAUAGGGCUAGUGGCAUUUUAGGAGUUUUCUGUUCCAUAUGAUGUUGUUUUUUUUGUUUUUUGGUUUUUUUUUUAGGAUGUAUGUAUUCCAACAAACUAAUACAAUGUUUGAACCAUUUCUGUUUGUGAGUCUGUUUAGUUAUCCAUGCAUAUGCUUUUUUUGUUACAAGUAAAGCACCCUUUUGCACAUAUCACUCUUUGAAUAAAAUGUGCUGCUACACAGUCAACAA